Hylaeus anthracinus is the source of this 3445-nucleotide messenger RNA. RefSeq names its product N-alpha-acetyltransferase 25, NatB auxiliary subunit (gene psidin). Lineage: Eukaryota; Metazoa; Arthropoda; Insecta; Hymenoptera; Colletidae. Gene Ontology annotation, molecular function: protein binding; protein-N-terminal amino-acid acetyltransferase activity. The record is from RefSeq and is a predicted model, not a curated record. Gene Ontology annotation, cellular component: NatB complex; cytoplasm. Bases 124 to 2841 code for a protein of 905 amino acids. The transcript has 10 exons. Gene Ontology annotation, biological process: N-terminal peptidyl-methionine acetylation.
UAUUGGUGAAUAUAAAAAAAUCAAUGUAAAUCUGCCUUGUGAUAUCAUCAUGCACUAUGUAAUAUAGACGAAGGAAUGUUUGCUCUUUCGGUUUGUUGAUUUAAAAUUACCAUAAAAAGUAUCAUGGCGUCUAAGACCCAUGUGGAAAAUAUUGUUAACGAACGUCGAUUACGUCCGAUUUACGAUUGGUUGGAUAAUGGAAACAAUAAAAAAGCCCUUCAAGAAGCAGAUAAAGUGCUUAAAAAACAUCCAAGCAAUCAGUGUGCCAAAGUGCUCAAAGCUUUGGCUUUAUUACGACUUGGUAAAGAAAAUGAGUGUCAAAUUAUCAUGGAUGAGGUACGGUUGGAAGUACCAUGCGAGGAUUCUACUCUGCAAGUUAUGAGUAUUUGUUAUAGAGAAAUACAUCAACCAAAUAAAAUUAGCGAAGUGUAUGAGGCUGCAGCAAAAGCAGAUCCGAACAAUGAAGAAUUAUUGACUCACCUUUUUAUGUCAUAUGUACGACUCGGAGAUUAUAAAAAGCAACAACAAACAGCGCUUGCUUUAUAUAAACUAAAACCAAAAAAUCCUUAUUAUUUUUGGGCUGUGAUGAGUAUAGUUAUGCAGGCCACACAUGCAGAUGAAAAAUUGGCGAAAGGAGUUACUUUGCCUUUAGCAGAAAGAAUGGUAUUGAAACUAAUUAAAGAAGGAAAAAUGGAAGCCGAACAAGAAGUCCAGCUUUAUUUAAUGAUAUUGGAGCUUCAAGGUAAAAGCGAAGAAAUGUUAAAUGUUUUAUCCGAACCCUUAGCAUCGCAUCUUUCGUCGAUUCCACAACGCAAGGCAGCACUUUUACUAAAAUUGGAACGUUUUCCUGAAGCUGCCGAUGCAUAUAAGGAACUUAUCAGAGAAAAUAUCGACAACUGGGCAUAUUAUCAAGACUAUGUUUUUGCGGCUCUUAAAUACCAGAAACCGGAAGAGUGUUUAGAUUUUUUAAAUAAGAUCAUAACUACAUCAGAGAAAAAAGUCAGGGCUCCGUAUCUUGCAAAGUUUGAACUAUUGAAACACACUCAAAAUAAAGAAAUCAUUGAAAAUACUGCAGAUCCAGUGGAUCUAAUGCAUCAGUAUUUCUCACAAUUUGGAGAGAAAGACUGUGUAGUUGGAGAUUUACGACUGUACUUAGAUUUGUUAACUCCUACUGGCAGAUCACAGUUGCUUCAAAAAAUAGAAGAAGAUGUAGGUGUUAAGCCAGACGAAUUUUCAACUACUGUACAACAGAUGCAGAGACAUAUUCAUUUAGAACAAUUACGUCGUAUUUGUGGAUUCCAUCAGUCCCCAAAUGUAGGCAUAAAUGAACAAAAACAACUAGUGGAACGAUUAUGUAAAUUAUAUGAGAAGGGUAAUGAAUUAUGUCCAAUUCAAGAAAGAUUACCAACAGAUUUUUGUCCUGCGGAUUCUUACAUCCUUUUAGCUACACAUUUAUUACACGAACUAUGGUACAGUACUAGCGACGCGUCUUACUUGUACAGGGCAAUGGCGAUAUUAGAACGUGGUUUAGUAUCGAGUCCUGCAAAUUUUCAUCUAAAAAUUUUAUUAGUGCGAAUAUAUUUGGAAGCAGGAUUAGUAGGUUCUGCAGAUCAUGUUUUCACAUUGUUGGACGUUAAACAUAUUCAGUUAGAUUCGUUGGGUCACUUACAUGCACCAUUGCUUGCUCCUCUAGGCCAUCUUUCAUUGGCUUCCACAACUUUAGAUCACUCUACUAAAUUUUUCAUUGCAAAUUGCAAGGAUAGUGCAGAUCAUCUAACGUUUGCCUAUAAAUAUGGAAGUUUUAUAAAGAUUCAAGAAUUCGUGGAGUUAAGAGAACGUUUGGAGAACUCCUUUCACUUUGUUAUGACUACUGUAGAUAAAAUGAUCCUCGAAUUAAGUUGGUGCGAUAGUUCCACAUCGCUGAUUUCUACUUUAAAUAAUAUGCAUAUUCAACCCAGCGAGGAUUCAAUUCGACUGAAUUCUUUACGAGAUAACCGUGAUUUGGAGGUUAUUCGUGAUUGGGAACCGUUCACAGAAAAUGGAAAAGACCCCAGGAUGCAAGAAGAAACACGAGUAUGCAUGUUAAGAUUACUUGCAGCGAGGAACUUAAUAUUGAAAAUCUUAGCAGCAUGUGCAAUGCCUGAUAGUUCAUCUCUUCUUACCCGAUUAUCUAGUGAAUUAAAACAACUGGAUACCGAGCAAAUUCCUUCAGCACUUCAAAAAUUUGAAUCAGAGGGAAAGAAAAAUAGACCUUGUAAAAUGUUGGUUCCUAUGGAUGCAGUGGAAAGGUUACGUGAAGCUCAUUACUCUGAGCAAUUGAAAACGAUUGCUCGGCUUGCAGAGUCACUGUCUCAUUCACAUUAUCCUGACUUCGAAUGUAUCCAAAUGUUACAAGCAUCUCCAUGUCUUCAAACAAUAGACAUCCCCGAAAAGGGCAUUCCGGUGUCCUUUAAGCAUUUUCUGCUAAGAGCAUCCACAUGUAGUGAGUCUCUUGCAAUUAUUAGUGCCAUAUGUACUAUGUGCGCAAGGCAGUUACAACCUGAAACCACGCACAAGAAAAACAGAAAAAAAUACUGUAAGAACAUAAAAACCGUUUCUUUAAAUGACAACGAUCAUAGCUGGAAAGAUGUUGCAGUAUUACUUACAGAAAGGAUUCAAAAUUUAGAUUCGGUACUAACAGAAUUCGAAAAGUUUCAGCUACAUACAAGAUUGAGCAGUAACGAAUAUGAUAUACGUAUACCGAUAAUAAAGUAUGGCCAAGUUAGUUUAGGACAAAGUUGCAGAUCGUUAAAAUCUCGAGCUCAAAUCUCAUUGAAACUCUUAAAUAGCUUGAGAAGGUGAAAUUGUACAAAAAUUCUUGUACAAAGAAUAUCCAUCCAAUUGUUUACUGAUUUAUAAAAGUGAUUCAUUUAUUAUGUACAUUAUUUUUAGUCUAAUCAAAUUAUAAAUAUCGACUGAACGCUUAUUGCAAAUUAAAAUUUUUGAAAUGAUCUUUCUUUCGCACUAAAUUCACACCAUUUAAUAAUUUAAUAGUCUUUCUUUUAUACAAGCUUGACCUUCAUUGUGUCUUUUCUUUCAAAACAGCACACUGCCAGUUGUUAAUACGAACUUGUGUUUCAAAAUAGGUGAGCAAUACAUUUCAUACAAAUUUGUAAAAUUUGGGAUAAAUAACAUUGUCAUGUGAGAUGAAGCACAUAAAUUAAUUUUUUGGUUGUUUUGUCUGUACAUAUACAUUUUGAGUUAAGUACAUAAUUUUCAAUAAACUACUUAAAUCUUUCUUUACGGGAAUAGUAUAUCUUACUGAAAAAUGUGUAUAAAUUGUUUUAUAGAUGGAACGUGUCACAAAUUGUGAUAUUAUGAAUUAAUUUAACAAAACCUGUUUUAUGUCAAAGUUACGUAUUUGUACUUUGCCUCCUACAUUGUAUAUUAAUAAAUUUAUUACUUG